Messenger RNA from Lingula anatina, 1502 nucleotides. RefSeq names its product DNA repair protein XRCC2. Gene Ontology annotation, biological process: DNA strand invasion; double-strand break repair via homologous recombination. Gene Ontology annotation, cellular component: Rad51B-Rad51C-Rad51D-XRCC2 complex; centrosome; replication fork. Gene Ontology annotation, molecular function: ATP binding; four-way junction DNA binding; ATP-dependent DNA damage sensor activity. The record is from RefSeq and is a predicted model, not a curated record. NCBI's taxonomy places the organism in Eukaryota, Metazoa, Brachiopoda, Lingulata, Lingulida, Lingulidae.
AUGGCGACUCCCAGGUGUGAAAGCGGCGCGCAGUUACUUGCCCGCCUGGGUACAAAACCAGAUCUUAUGUAUGUAGAACCUCAUCUUCUACCCAGUGGUCCACAAAAGAGAGAUGUGAUAGAGUUAUAUGGUGAUGAAGGAUGCGGUAAAACAGAAAUGCUGCUCCACAUUAUCUUAAAUACCAUUCUCCCACGGAACUGGAGAGGAUUUUCUUUCUAUGGUCAAGAAGCUGGGAUAAUUUUGAUAGACACCGACUAUCACUUCUCCAUUUUGAGACUGUCAACACUGUUAGAAAACAGAGUUGAUAGAGUUGUCUCAGAAGCUACUGGACUCCAGAAAAAUGGAGACUUAAUACCCCAGAAUGGGGGUAUAACCAGUAAUACAGGGUACAAAGACUUACCAGAACAAGAAAAUCCGAAACUACCAACUCAAACUGACAAGGAAACUUUCAUAAAAUCAUGUCUCAAGCGUUUAUUUGUUUUCCGUUGUUCAAGUCCAACACAGCUUAUUGCCACACUCCAUUCUUUAGAUGCUCUGCUUUUGAAUAGACCAGAAAUAUGUAUUCUGAUGUUAGACAGUUUAUCUGCAUUCUAUUGGAUAGAUCACAGUAAUGGUUGUGACAGUGCAGUAGCAAGGGAGAGUAAUCAGAGACAAGUGUGCAAGAUUCUGAACAAACUCAUAACCUCGUAUAAUUUAGUAAUAUUUGCAACAAAACCAGCAAUCAUUCACAAAAGAAAUAACCUAGCAUUGGAUAAAACAGAGGAGAAAGAUUGCACUGGAAAUCCAAGUAUUCAAACUGGUGAUAAAUCUUCUGACCACUGUGAAUAUUUAUGUAAAGCCUGGCAGAAAAUGGUUUCUUCUAGGUGGUCAUUUAGCAAGGGACAAGGAAACAAAGUAAAACAAUCAGUAAAUGCACAAAUGUUUAUUUUAAAACUUUUCAACCUGACAUCCAGUUUUCUCUGUCAAGAGAAAUUCAUAGUUUCUGAAAAUGGAAUUGAAUAUAUUUGAAAACGGCAUAAUAUCAGUGUAAUAAAAUGCAAGAGCGCCAUUUAAAAAGUUAUUGGUGAGGUUUCCAAAUUAAAUGCAAGCAAUUUUAUACCAAUUUAAGCGUUUUAAUUUCUUUGCAAAAUACACUGCUACUGCUGUAUUUCUCAGUACAAAAGAAAUUCAAAAUAAUUGUCCAAUGUUUUUCUUAGACAUAAUUCAAUAUUCACAUAUAAUUACAGCCUACUUUGAAGUGAGAGUGAUAACAAAAUUUGUGAUUUAAGACAAUUGUUCUACUUUGUCAUGAUGAGUAAACUUGGUAUAUUGAUAUCUCUUUGUAGUAUUCAGUGAAGACAAUGAAGACUGGAACAUGCAAAUACGAAUGUAAUAUUUGCAAUUGGUCAACAGUGUUUUACUACAUAAUUGUUUAAGGGUUAAAAAGGCAAGUUGCAUCAAUUUUGUUAAAUUUCCAACCAAAAAUUUAAAGAAAGGAGCAGUCUAAAGUUCUUUUAUGGCUG